Triplophysa dalaica is the source of this 5817-nucleotide messenger RNA. RefSeq lists its product as uncharacterized. Gene Ontology annotation, biological process: proteolysis; DNA integration. NCBI's taxonomy places the organism in Eukaryota, Metazoa, Chordata, Actinopteri, Cypriniformes, Nemacheilidae. The record is from RefSeq and is a predicted model, not a curated record. Gene Ontology annotation, molecular function: nucleic acid binding; RNA-DNA hybrid ribonuclease activity; aspartic-type endopeptidase activity.
AUGGGAAGUGGGGGCCGUAACAGCCCAGUGUCCCAUCAUACUAGGAGCAAAUUUUCGAAAGAUUCACCUCUGGCACCCCCUCUUAAAACAUGGGACAUUACAUAUCCCCAAACUGACUCUGGCGCAAUAAGACAACUACAGGGAGCAUGUGGUCAUGAAGACUCAGAAAUAGUACACCAGUGUCCUCUAAUACAGGGUGGCCAAGGCCAACAAAAAUAUCAGCCCUUCAGCCACAGCGACAUGACAGCUGUGUUGGCUAAACUUCCCCCCAUUACAUCCGGGGGAGGAAGAUGGUUGACCAAAUUACAUGCCCUUUGUCACGGUACUACCUUGGCGGUGGGAGAUUUGAGGUGUCUGUUAGGCCAGAUUUUCACAGUCUCACAAAUGACAGAUUUUGAGCAAAAUGCAACUUUAUGCCGAGUUGGCAAUGAGGAGGAGUACUCAAGGGUAAGCACUGAAGUAGCAAGAGCCCUAAGGCGAAUGUUUCCCACCCCACCAACCCUCUACCAAAAUAUUAAAUUUCGUAUUAAGCCAGGUGAGACUGGAGCUGGGUACUACUUUAGGUGUGCUGCGGAAUGGGAACAGAUGGUGGAGGAAAAUAGCCUAAACAACCCAAUAACUAGAGACAUCUUUAGAGCAGCCGUACUGUCCGGGGCUCCCAAUGGGGUUAAACAGGCACUGGAAGGCAAUCCUGACAUGCCUGCUGCUAACAACGAAACCUGGGAGCGCCAUUUGGUGUUCCAUAUAGACAGGCUUGUAGACAAACAAAAUAAAGAAUUAGAUGAUAUAGAAACAGCGCAACCCCAACUUCUGAAAUUACAGUUGGAGGCCGCAAAGGGAGGUAAGAAACCUAAACAAAUGUUGCAAAACCCUGUGAACAGCCAGCAGGGGCCGAAGGGAGAGCAGGCUCCCCCUGCUCCCUCAGUCAUUCCACCAUAUUUUGGAUAUGACCAGGGGGGGGCGUUACAAUGCCAAUUGGCACUAUAUAGGCCAAGGGGAGGGGUGAAUGCCCGCACAGACAGGGCAGUCAGGCCAUGGGACCACCUGCAGGGGGAUGGGGUCCUCUCAGAGGUGGAACCAGAGGUCGUGGACCUCAAGCCUCACUACACCCGGGGCAACUACACUCGGCUCCCCACAGCUUUCAAGCGCCCAUGCACCUGUGCAGUGACCCAACAUGGGGCUCUGGGGGAGACGCAGGGGACUGUUGAAGGGGCCCACCGAGAGUCCAUAAGAGGUAUGGGGGAGCCUCUCAUGGAGAUAGUGGUAAAUGGCCGGCCACUAAAAGCACUAGUAGAUACUGGGGCAACAUAUUCCACUGUUCAAAAAGACCACAUCACUGAAUCGCAGAUCAGUGACCAGACAGUGGGAGUAAUGGGCUUCUCUGGGGGGUUAGAAUACUGGCCUUUCACCAUCCCUCUUACCACUAAGGUGGCAAAUCAGAGUCUUGUACAUGCGUUUCUAUACUCUUCUAAAGCUCCCAUUCCCCUGUUGGGAAGAGAUUUGUUAAUAAAAUUAGGAGCAAGUAUAUUAUGUUCCCCUCAGGGGGUGACUGUUACUUUUCCAGAUGGCACCAGCAUAGACUGUUCACAGGGUCACAAAGGGGCCACACAAUGUGUACUAUUAGGGGGACCCCUAAUGGAAAUGGCCGACAUAUAUUGGGUAGAAUUAGAUACAUCACCCUCAACAACUGGGGUUUUGUCUCUCUACAACCAAAACCUGCCAUGGAUCAAAGAUAUGGCAGUGUUUCUUCCUACCAUUCAUCCUCUACACUGUACGCUGUAUUAUGACCGGAAAGCUGAUCUGAUGUAUCAAGAGGCCUUCCAGCAAAUGGAGGGCCACAUGUGGAGACUGCAAGGGGAUGGUUUGUAUAUAGGUAAGGAAGGGGUAGUAGCACCGAUCAAAUUAACAGAAAACCAGACACAAUGGUACCGUAUGUCACCAACAGCAGCUCCACAUAUUUCCCUGGCACUUAACCCUGGUCAUGAGGCUAGAGAAUUAGGUGGGAUGACUAAAAAAUUAAGAGAAGCUAAGGAUUGGGAGCUCUGUGAUAUUGAUGGAGUGCUAUAUUCUAAAACAAAUGAUGCCUAUUGGGUAAAUCAGAAUACAGAAGAUACUGGAACGCUGACACACCGUCAGCUCUCCAGGACUCAUGGUAGGGAAUUGACAGACGGCCCUGGGGCAGAAGACCUGAUUGCCAGGCAGCCAAUUUCACUCUGGUCGCAGGGACCCACGGAUGUGGGUCUGUGUGAUAUCACCCCUGUAUCAUUCAAAAUUAAAUCAGUGGAGCCUAUCUGGGUUCCCCAAUACAGUAACAAACCUGAAGCAGAGGCAGGCAUUGCAAGCACAGUACAGGGCCUAUGUGACAAAGGAGUUAUUACACCAUGGCAAUCUCCGUGGAACACUCCAAUUUUUCCCGUCCAAAAACCAGGUACUGACAAAUAUAGGUUGGUACAUGACUUACGGCGCAUAAAUGAGUUAGUCACCACUCCAACACUAUCUGUGCCAAACCCGUACACCGCCAUCUCAAGUCUUGCCCCUGAGCAUCAAUGGUUUUCCUGUAUUGAUUUGGCCAAUGCAUUUUUCUGUAUACCCAUUGCAGAGGAAUGUAAAUCAUGCCUGUCAUUUACAUAUAGGGGAACACAGUUCUCAUACAAUAGAUUGCCUCAAGGCUUUAUCUUAUCACCAGGCAUCUUCAACCAAGUUUUAAAAGACAAGCUACAACAUUGCACCCUACCUCCCUCAUGUGUAAUGAUAAUGUACGUGGAUGACUUGUUAUUAGCUGCAACUUCAGAGGCUGACUGCAUAACAGCUACUGGGGCCAUUUUGGUAAAGCUCUGGGAGGCAGGAUUUAAAGUAAGUAAGGAAAAACUGCAGAUCUGCCGACCAGCUGUUAAAUUUAUGGGCAGACUAAUCACUGGUCAGGGAUCAACACUCUCUCACCGUCAACGUGAUGGCAUUCUCAGUCACCCUAAACCACAAACGGUGAAGGACAUGCUUUCCUUCCUGGGCCUCACUGGGUUUAGCAGAAACUACAUUCCCAUGUAUGUGGCUAUUACCAACCCACUGCGGGCAAUGGUCAAAGAACAAGGCAUGCGUAACCUAACGGGACAUUUGACAUGGACCCCUGAGGCUGAAAAGUCCGUCAUUGAUCUAAAAAUGCAGUUGUCGCAUGCCGCGCACCUGCAUAGCGCAGACUACUCACUACCUUUCUUCUUGGACGCAUCAGAAACAAAAACAAGUGCACAUGGUGUCCUGUUCCAAAAACAUGCAGGUACUCGCAGGGUACUGUUAUACAUCAGCAUUUUGCUGGACCCAAUCGAACAACGCCAACCGGCAUGCGCACGUUUUGUGGCCGGCCUUGCCAAAAUCAUGGACAAAACUUCACAUGUUGUUAUGGGUCACAAGCUCACCGUCCUGACUACGCAUUCAGUCAUAGCGUUUGUCAACUCAGCAUCAUUUACUUUUUCACCACUACGACAACGAAAACUGUCAAAAUGUUUGAGUGCCCCCCAUGUUACCUACACACAUGAGGGUAUCAACAUGGAAGACCUGUUCUCCACAGGAGAACCACAUGACUGUGCUCCCCUCACAGAACAAUCCUCAAGAGUCAGACAAAACCUGACUGCCACACCAUUGCAACCCCUUGCGGACGUACUGACGCUGUUUACGGAUGGCUGUUGUUUUCGCAAGGAUGAUGGCAUGCUUACAUCUGCCUACGCUGUGGUGGAAGCUCGAGGUGACCAGUUUAUCACCCGACAUGCACAACUGCUAGAGGGUAAACAAUCUGCUCAGAGAGCAGAACUCAUUGCAGUCACCAAAGCCUUGGAGUUUGCAGGCACCCGACGAGUCAACAUUUACACAGACUCGGCAUAUGUUGUAGGGCUGUCCAUUGAGCUAGCAGUCUGGCAACGGUGUGGUUUUGUCACCACAUCAGGCAGGCCAAUCAUUCAUGAAAAAGAAGCAAAGGCACUGUUAGCGGCACUACUCAUUCCAGAGGCAGUAGCUAUCAUCAAAUGUCAAGGACAUGACAAAGGUGACUCAGACAUAGCUAAAGGCAAUGAUGCUGCAGCUCAGGCUGCCAAACAGGCAGCUGGGUACCUCCCCAGAAUGAUAAUGCAGAUGGCCGUACAUGACAAUAACCUUUUGCCAUCUUUCACUAGACCAGUAUUGGUGGCUGAGCACAAAAAAUGUUCUCCAGAAGAAAUUUCAGUCUGGAAGGAACAUGGAGCUGUACAGGCCCCAGAUGGCCUGUGGCAGGCACCGGAUGGUCGUCCUGCCCUGCCCCUUAACCUAACACCGUCUAUCAUGGCCCAAGCUCACAGUCAUGCACAUGUUGGCAGUAAACAAAUGACUAUAACCCUACGGUACUGGUGGCAUCCAUUUCUGACAGCUACUAUUACAAAUUUUGUGCUGUCAUGUACUGUAUGUCAGGAACAUAACCCCAAACCUACGUUGAAACAACUUCAGGAUGCAUUUACGCCUCUCAAGGGGCCAGGGGAAGAAAUUGUCAUAGAUUUCACUGAUAUGAUAGAGAGGGUUCAGGGAAAGAAAUAUCUCCUAGUAAUUGUGGAUCAAUUUACUGGUUGGCCAGAAGCCUACCCUACUGGCAAAGAGGACAGCACAGCAGUCAUCAAGUGUUUAAUCAAUCAUUACAUACCACAUCAUGGUUUUCCUCGCAGAAUCAGGUCAGAUAACGGGUCUCACUUUAAGAAUGAACAUUUGCACACUGUUGAAAAGUCUUUGGGAUUGAUACAUGCCUUUGGGGCAGUCUGGCACCCUAAAUCCCAGGGGAAGGUCGAACGGAUGAACCUUACCCUUAAACUGAAAUUGGCCAAAAUCUGUGCACAGACCAAAUUGACAUGGCUCUCUGCCCUACCAAUUGCAUUGCUGUCAAUAAGAUCCUCUGCAAACAGAAUCACGGGGUUUACACCUUUUGAGUUACUAACUGGUCGUUCAUUUCCAGGUCCAUCUACACCAUUGACUGCUGAUUCGUGUGGACCCAUCUCGCACUGUGUGUAUUUUGAAAAACUAACUGGUCUAAUCAAACAAUUUUCUGAGCAGGCUCCUGUCACAUGUGAUCCAGAACCAAUUCCUCCCCCGUCACAGUAUGUCCGCCUGAAGAAGUUUCGCCGGAAAUGGAAUGAGGCCCGCUGGUCUCCCCCUAUGAGAGUCAUUGAACGAACCAGUCAUUGUGUCAGACUGGCUGGCAAAGGCGAUACCUGGUAUCAUUUGUCAUCCUGUGUUAAUUGUGCUCCACCCGACAGGUUGCUGUACGACACCAGUUUGGACCUGAGGACUCAGGUCCAAGAGAGGGAAGGUUACGGAGAGCCAUCUGUGGGAGAGGGAGGUACAGUACAGAGAGAAAAACGCUGCAGUUCCACAAAACACCACAACAGGGACACUGCAGAUACACCACAAGAAGGUGACCUUUUCGCAAGCCCACCAGGUGAGCCAUUAGCACAUUGUGUGAGCGAAGAUUUAGCCUACGGGGCAGGUAUUGCAAAAACAUUCAGAAACACAUACGGGGUGGAGAAAGUAAAAGAACAACAGAGAAAAGUGGGUGAAUGUGCAGUUACACACGAAGCAGAUGGUAAAACUGUCUUUCACUUAAUUACAAAGGUUAGAAGCACUGACCUCCCCACUUAUGAAAAUUUCACGAAGUGCCUGAUAUGCAUGAGAGAUUGGUGUGUGGAACAUAGAGUGAAGAGUGUGUCUAUACCCCGGCUGGGGUGUGGGCUGGACAGAUUGGAUUUUCAGAAAGUUCAGAAUAUUUUAAGUGAGGUAUGCCGCGAGGGACACAGUCGAAUUCUCCAAAUC